AUGUCAGAAACCUCAGAUCUCACGCCGAAAUUGGAGAAUGUCGGGAUUCAUAUCGAUCUCGAACAAAAGCUCUACCUUGGCCCAGCCGCCCCUACCUUAGAAAAGGCCUUGAACGGGUCCAGCCUCGAUCCCGGCGAGGUUACAGUAGCGAUCAAGUCUACCGGUAUCUGCGGUUCCGAUAUACACUUCUGGAAACAUGGAGGUAUCGGACCGUGGAAAGUUACUGGACCUCAUAUCCUGGGACAUGAAUCCGCUGGUGUCGUGAUAGCAACCCAUCCCGACGUCAAGAAUUUGGUGGUUGGAGACCGGGUUGCUAUAGAGCCUCACAUCAUCUGCGGUGUCUGCGAACCUUGCCUCACUGGCCGCUACAACGGCUGCAAAGACCUGGUUUUCCGAUCCUCGCCUCCCUCACACGGUCUUUUACGGCGAUACGUCAAUCACCCAGCCAUGUGGUGCCACAAGAUUGGGGAUCUUUCAUACGACGAAGGCGCCCUUCUCGAACCCCUCAGUGUUGCGCUGACUGCGGUCACCAGGUCUGGGGUUAAGAUCGGCGACCCUGUCCUCAUUUGCGGAGCAGGUCCAAUUGGUCUUAUCACCUUAGACGUCUGUCGAGCAGCCGGGGCCUGGCCAAUCGCUAUAACAGACAUUGAUCAGAAGCGUCUGGAGUUUGCCAAAACAAUCAUGCCUGAUGUGCGGACUCACCUGGUGGAGAAGGGACAAUGCCCCGAAGAGGUUGCAGUGAAGAUUCACCAAGCCAUGGGAGAUGGCGCGGAAGUUGCUGUUGCUCUCGAAUGCACUGGUGUUGAGAGUUCCGUCAGUAAUGCUAUCCAGUCUGUCAAGUUCGGUGGUAAAGUGUUCAUCAUCGGGGUUGGCAAGGAGAAGAUGGAGAUUCCAUUUAUGCGAUGCAGUGCGCAAGAAGUUCAAGUGGAGUUUCAACAACGCUAUGUCAACAUGUGGCCACGAGCAAUUCGAGUUCUCUCAAGCGGGAUGGUUAACCUGAAGAGACUUGUGACUCAUGAAUUUACACUCGCGACCGGAGUGGAGGCUUUCAAGACAGCUUCAGAUCCCCAAAGCGGUUCUAUUAAGGUGUUGAUUCGCUCGGAAUAG
This is a messenger RNA of Clonostachys byssicola, 1107 nucleotides long. Lineage: Eukaryota; Fungi; Ascomycota; Sordariomycetes; Hypocreales; Bionectriaceae. The record is from the annotation of a GenBank genome assembly.